Molecule: messenger RNA, 854 nt
Organism: Staurois parvus
Lineage: Eukaryota; Metazoa; Chordata; Amphibia; Anura; Ranidae
Source: the annotation of a GenBank genome assembly
CUCUACAAGGGACGUCAUGAUGGACAAUCAGCCGACCCCUCACAUCACGGGAUGGAUCCAGUCAUGGGAACCCACCAGAGAGAUGUCCCCGUCCUCUGUAUUUCCCGGGAUUCCACACAGGAAGGUCACACCAUCCCUCACCAUCAUCAGAGUGGAAACCUGAGAGAUCCUAAAGUUGAGGUUAAAGAAGAGAUAAAAGAGGAGGAGGAUGAGGAUGGGGGGAUGGAGGAGUCAGAGCUUCUAAAAGAACACAAAGAUCUGUACCAGGACACCAUGGUGGAGUCAUCCAGCUACAGGAACCCACCAGAGAGAUGUCCCCGUCCUCUGUAUUCCCGGGAUUCCACACAGGAAGGUCACCAUCCAUCCCUCCCCAUCAUCAGAGUGGAAUCCUCCGGGGGAUGAUAAUAUUGAUGUUAAAGAAGAGUAUAAAGAGGAGGAUGAGGAGUAUGGAGUGAUGGAGGAGUUUUCAGAAGGACACAAGGAUAUGAUGGAGCCACCUAAUACCAGGAACCCACCAGAGAGAUGUCCCCGUCCUCUGUAUUCCUGGGAUUCCACACAGGAAGGUCACACCAUCCCUCACCAUUACAAGGUUGAAGAUCUGAUAGAUAUAAAAGUUGAGGUGCAAUCAGAAAAGAAGAGGCGUAUGUGAGGGGAUGAUCAGCAGUCUAUGGAGGAGGAUGGAAUAACGGGGACAUUUAUAGAGGAGGACACUCCUACAGAGAUCAGCACAGUCCAUGGCCGGGAGAUGAGGAAAACCUCGGAGGAUUGUCUCACUUUGUCUCCAGACUGGAAAGUAAAGAUGAGGACAUCACACAGUAUAGUCCAGGAGAAAACCGGCUCCCUCCAAUGUCCAU